UGUGUAUUGCUCAAUUACAUAUAAUUGGUGUGAAAUAACAGGACAUUUUAACCUAAUGUUAUGGUUUCCGAAACAAAACAUUCACUUAAGUGUUCAAAUUAUUUUUAAUGGACAGGAAACAGGCCUUUUACUUACAACAAAAAAUUUGAAACAUUUAAAUCCAAUGGAAGCCUCGUGUGUUUUUGUGAUUUUAAAAGAUUGUACAAAAUGAGUGAUAAAAAAAUGUCAACAAUAUUAAGUGUUAUAAUAAUUAAUAAAUUAUGACAUUUGUAAGAGGAUUAAUGACAAUUAAGUUGAUACAUGCAUAUAGGAUAUUUAAUGAAUGGAUUUAAUUGACUGAAUGGAAAUGAAAAAGAACAACAGUUUCCCGCGCCUGAUCAAGCAGCUAAUCGUUAAAACACCUAGGAAAAAAUCUGGAGACUCCACACCUUUAUCUGAGGGUAGUCAAGAAUCUAUGAAUCUUGUUGGAUCAGACAUGAGUAGUGAAUCUCCAGGGAAGUCUGGAAGUCCAUCCAAGAAUUCCUCAUCUAAUGAAUAUACAGAACAUCCUGUUGCCAGGUUCUCGUGUGGUGAUGGAAAAAAAUCAGCCCCUGACCUUCUCACCGUCACAAAAUCUGAGGAAAAUGAAUUUCUUAAAGAAAAGGUAGUUUUAAGGACCUCAUCAUUCAAAAGAAAUGAAAGAUCAUCAUCUGCUAGUCUAAGUGUAAGAUCUGGAAAUACAGAAACUAAUACGAGGUCUGAACGAUCUUCAUCUGCUAGUUUGGCCUCUGGUUCAAGGGCAAGUGAUAUAAUAGUAUCAAAAUCUGACAGGUCAUCUGGAACUUCAUCCCUAGGGUUAAAAGCUAAUGCAAGUAGUAAUCAGAGGUCAUCCAUAGUGAUAGAAAAAUCUUCUGAUUCGCCAGGAAGUAGAAGCAGUGUUGAGUUAAAUCACAGCCAUUCUAGGGAACACUCAUUUGAAAAAUCAUUAGAAAAUAUUAUUGACAAAUGUUCGGAAAAAUCUCUUGAUCUCAAUUUGACAGUUGAUUCAAAAACUGAUGUAAAAAGUGGGUUGAGUGAUCCUUCAAAGUCACUGGAUGAAGCAGCAAGCUCAACAUCAGCCAAGAAAUCGGAGAAGAAGAAAAAAGGUACUCCAUGGUAUUCAGCGAUGUUUAGUCCAACAUAUAAGUCAAGAAGUGAAGAUUUUAGGAAAUUUUUCAAAGAUCUUCCUAAUGAUGAGAGACUGAUAGUUGAUUAUUCCUGUGCUUUACAGAGAGACAUCUUAGUACAUGGUAGAAUGUAUAUUACACAGAACUGGAUCUGUUUUUACGCUAAUAUAUUUCGGUGGGAAACAGUUUUAACAAUCACAGCUAAAGAGAUAGCAGCUGUAACCAAGGAGAAGACAGCCAGAGUUAUACCAAACGCCAUACAGAUUACUACAAAUAAAGACAAAUACUUCUUCACAUCUUUCGGAGCUAGAGAUAAGACAUAUCUUAUGCUAUUUAGAAUUUGGCAAAAUGCAUUAUUAGAUCAGCCAAUGACUCCCCCUGAAAUGUGGCAGUGGGUCCAUAUGAGUUAUGGUGAAGAAUUGGGUCUUACAUCAAGUGAUGAUGAUUAUGUACCUCCUUAUAAUGGAUUGGAAGAACAAGAUGAAGAAGAAGAGGAAUGUGAAGAUAAAAUAGAGAAAGAAGUUAUAGAGGAUGUUGCACUUAUUCCUCCUGCAAAGGAGGAAGAUUCUUUGAUAGCUGAUAUGUAUCAUAAAGCUAUUGAUAAAGAAGAAGAUGAAGAAGUCCCAACAGAUGUUAGUGAUGAAACAGAAGAAAGUGAAGGGGAGAUAACUUGUACCUCUCUUCAUCAGCAUGUAGGAAAGGUCAGCCAUAAUGAUGUAUACCCAGUGUCUGUAGAUAAAAUGUUCCAGAUGAUAUUUACAGAUACAGCUUUUAUGACCAGUGUCCAUGAGGCAAGAAGAUCAUAUGAUAUAAACCUGCCUGCCUGGCAAGAAGAAGAAGGACAGAGAAUGAGAAUGGUGAGGUACAAAAUAUCCUUAAACUACUCAAUAGGACCAAAAUCUUCUCAGACUUCAGAAAAACAGACCUGUUUGAAGGAAUCUAAGCCUGGUUCCCUGUAUGUCAUUGACUGUGAAUGUAACAUGAAUGGUAUACCCUAUGGAGAUACAUUUAUGGUUGUGAAUAGAUAUUGUUUAACAAGGGUCUUAAAAAACAGAUCAAGAUUAAAAGUUACCACAGAGAUACGCUACAAGAAAAGUGUUUGGGGCAUUGUAAAAAAUAUGAUAGAGAAGAAUGGAUAUGAAGGUGUGAAAGAUUUCUUUAAAUUCAUGGAUUUGCAUCUGAAACAGGAAUGUGAAAAGGAACGAUCAAUACAGACAUUGAGGUCACAAAAUUCUAAACACAAACUGAGAAAGCGUAGAACUAGGUCAAAUGUGUUAAUGCAUAAUAUGAAGGAAAAUCCCAAAAUAAAGGCCACAAGACAUUUAUCGUUAAACGAAGUGGCCAAGCAUCAUCCACCAGUGACACCUCCAUUACCAGUCAGAAAUACUUAUGCCUCUACACAUACAGUGUACAAAGAAGAAGGAUUGUCUAAACUCAAUGCAGAUACUCUAGUCCGAGUGAUUUUAGUUAUAUUAGUUUUGCUAGUGAUAUUCAAUGCAGUUCUGUUCUAUAAGUUAUGGUCCCUAGAAGGUUAUGCCAAUAUAUUGUACUUCCCACAUUCCGAAACCAGUAUUAAUGUAAACCAUGUACCUAAAUCUGAAGAAGAUUGGAUACAACUUCUCAAGCAACAGCAAUCCCUCCAUGCCAGUGAAAUGCAUAAGUGGAAAGAAAUUUUAUCUUCUUCAAUAACCAUGAUAGACCAGAUGAAAUCCUCAUUGAUAAAGUUAUCAGACACAUUAGAGCAUCAAAUAUCACAUGCAGACAUGUAUAGUAGGGCAGCCAAUCAAGAAUAACUUACAGUAUUUCAGCCAAUCAGGAAUAACUUACAAUAGAGCAGCCAAUAAGUAAUAACUUACAGUAGAGCAGCCAAUCAGGAAAAACAUCCAUGUUUAAAUAGAUCAGGGUGUACUGAAAGGGAUGGUGCAUCUUAUUCAACAAAUUCACUAUACACGAAAAAAUGUUAUACAUGUGUAUGUAGAGUAGACACUGGAAUGUAUGAAUUCUUAGGAUUAUACUAAUUCCAUAAGAUGGUUUUUAUUAUAAACCAACCUUUAGAAAUCAGACUUUUCUUAUCUUUAAUAAAUUUUGCAUUGCAAUGUUAAAGAGUUCUCCCUUUUUCAUUGGUAUUUGAAAUUUUAUAAUAAAAAGCCAUACUUUCUGAAUAAAAUAAUUUUUUAUUAAGUACAGUAAUCUUCCUUUUCAGAAUUUGAUACAAAUACCACUUUUUGUCAGCCUACAUGUUGUUUAUUUUUUGGUGAAUUCAUAUUUUGAUUUAUUUCACUGUGAAGGUUUUCAUGGGAGUUGGUGCUUGAUUAAAAUGUAUUUGCAACCAUUCAUUCAACAUCUGAUAAAAUGCUAUAUAUUUGAGAGUUAAUUCUGUCACUAAUAAUUGGGAUAUUAUAGCCAUGUUUUUUUUUGCAAUUUUUGUUGUUAAUAUUGUCAUGAUUGUCAUGUUAUAUAGAAGUGCCAAAUUUUAUUACACACCAAAAUAGAAAAUGCACCAAAAUGUUUAUAUGCACAGAAGUUGACAUUGGUUAUUUAUGUCAGCUAUAUACUUCAUGUUCACAGUGUUGAAGUCCAACUUUAGGCUUUUUGGGGGGUAAAAAAUGUUUAGAAAUAUACAGCUUAUUCAUAUGCUUUAAUGACAUAUCGGGGAUAUUGUGUCAACAAGGCUUGACUGAAAUUCACAUUUUCUGAGAACCUUCUGAUGUUUCAAAAAUGUGAUUAGUUAUGGUAUCGUGCAAUGAUUGUUUCUGGUGAAUUUCAUAUUCUUUAAGCUAUAAAAUUUAAUGCUGUUUUUUUUUUAUUUUGAGCUUCAUGCAAAAUAUUUGGCCGAAUACAUCUAGAAUGUACCUUUUUAUUGGAAACUAUUACUACUUUAGGUGUCAAACUAAUUAGGGGGUGAAUUUCAUCAUGGUUAUUUUGUUAAGCACCAAAAUUUAAUAUGAUAUUGCCUUACAGUACAAGAAUUUAACUCACCUGAAUUGAACUGUGCUACUUUUAAGUUAAACAACCAACAUCACUGGAUUUAUUAUAUUUUAUUGUGACAAUAGCAUUAAAACAAAUAAAAAAAGAUUAAGAAAAACAUAUUGUCAUGCAAAUGGAUCAUUAAUCAUUUGAUUUAUAUAUUGAGUUUAAAAGUUUUGCGACAAAUUCAGAUUUUACUAGAUAUAAGAGGUUUUCAUUUCAUAUUCAGUGGUAAUAUGUGCAGUAGUCAUUUUGCAUCCAAUAAUUUUCAUUUAUCAUAAAGACAUCCCUUGCAAUCAAACCUUACAAAUAUAUGUGCCCCUCCCAUGAUUGUAUGUUGUUUUUGUGUAUAUGUCUUGUACAUAAAAUUCAAUUCAUGUUUUAUUUGUUAGUUUCUGUGAUAGCUAUUAGAAUUACAUCUUUUCUCAGGAGAGGCAUUGAUUGCUUUUUUUUUUAUGUGCAAUAACUUGUUUUAUUGUAUGCUUCAAAGUCAUGUUUUUAUUUGUAACACCAUAGAGUCUCGUGAGAAAAGUGCUGUCUAAUUGUAAUUCCAACAGUCUUUAAAAAUCUUUUUCUGGAAAAUAUUUUUAUAUUUAUUAAUUGUUAUUUAUUAUGAAGAGAUUUGUUGUUAAAAGUUCAUUAACUCUGUCAGUUCUAUUGGCAGGAAAAAAAUAAAAUAUUUUAGAGACUUA
Molecule: messenger RNA, 4804 nt
Organism: Mytilus californianus (California mussel)
Lineage: Eukaryota; Metazoa; Mollusca; Bivalvia; Mytilida; Mytilidae
Product: protein Aster-B-like
Exons: 16
Coding region: 341-2938 (865 amino acids)
Biological process (GO): intracellular sterol transport
Cellular component (GO): endoplasmic reticulum-plasma membrane contact site; plasma membrane; endoplasmic reticulum membrane
Molecular function (GO): sterol binding; sterol transfer activity
Source: RefSeq, a predicted model, not a curated record